Messenger RNA from Oenanthe melanoleuca, 6914 nucleotides. It is a transcript of the gene CHST7, whose product is annotated as carbohydrate sulfotransferase 7. Gene Ontology annotation, cellular component: Golgi membrane. The transcript has a single exon. NCBI's taxonomy places the organism in Eukaryota, Metazoa, Chordata, Aves, Passeriformes, Muscicapidae. The coding region runs from base 135 to 1529 and encodes 464 amino acids. Gene Ontology annotation, molecular function: N-acetylglucosamine 6-O-sulfotransferase activity; chondroitin 6-sulfotransferase activity. Gene Ontology annotation, biological process: carbohydrate metabolic process; N-acetylglucosamine metabolic process. The record is from RefSeq and is a predicted model, not a curated record.
CGGCGGGGAGGACCGCCCGCCGCCCACAUCCCCGCCGCCGCCGCCGCCGCCGCCGCUAACUUUGCUUCUCCGCAAAGAGCCGCCCUCCGGCAGACAGAGGGUCGGCGGAGCCGGGGUCCGAGCCGGCCCCAGCGAUGAAGGGCCGGCGGCGGUGGCGAGGCGAACAUCGCCGCUUCGCCGCGGUGCUGGUGCUGUACACCCUGCUGCUGCUCCUGCUGGUGCCCUACGCGCUGGACUACGGGGCCAGGCGCGGGAGAGUGGACGAGGAGCCGCUGCUGCGGCGCUGCCCAAGCCUGGAAGAGGCGCUGAGUGAGUGGGGCUGGGAGCAGCGGCCGCCGCUGGACGAGGAAGAGGAGGAGGAUGAGGCGGGCACGGCAGGGGCGGCAGGUAACGGCAGCGCGGGGAAGCGGCACAUCUACCUGCACGCUACCUGGCGAACGGGCUCCUCUUUCCUCGGGGAGCUCUUCAACCAGCACCCCGACGUCUUCUACCUGUACGAGCCCAUGUGGCACCUUUGGCAGGCGCUCUACCCGGGGGACGCGCUGAGCCUGCAGGGAGCCCUCCGCGACAUGCUGCGCGCCCUCUUCCGAUGCGACUUCUCCGUCCUGCGCCUCUACACCGCCCCGUCCGGCCCCCGCGACCCGCUGGCCCCCGCCCCGCCCGCCGCCGACAACCUCACCACGGCCAGCAUCUUCGGCUGGCGGACCAACAAGGUGAUCUGCUCGUCGCCGCUCUGCCCCGCCGCCCCGCGGCCCCGCGGGGAGAUCGGCCUCGUCGACGGCGCGACCUGCGAGGAGAAGUGUCCGCCGCGGGCGCUGCGGGAGCUGGAGGCCGAGUGCCGCAAGUACCCGGUGGUGGUCAUCAAGGACGUGCGGCUGCUGGAGCUGGGCGCGCUGCUGCCGCUGCUGCGGGAGCCCGGCCUCAACCUGCGGGUGGUGCAGCUCUUCCGCGACCCCCGCGCCGUCCACAACUCCCGCCUGAAGGCGCGGCAGGCGCUGCUGCGGGAGAGCGUCCAGGUGCUGCGCAGCCGCCACCGCACGGAGCCGCGGGGCCCGGCCCGGCACCAGCAGCAGCAUCUCCUGCUGCCGCCCGGGCUGCUGGGCGGCGGGCGGCCGCCGCAGCCGCAGCACCGCGCCGAGUUCUUCCUCGGCGGCGCGCUGGAGGUGAUCUGCCAGUCCUGGCUGCGCGAUCUCCUGCUGGCCCGGCGCGCCCCGGACUGGCUCCGCCGCCGCUACACGCAGCUCCGCUACGAGGACCUGGUGCGGGAGCCCCGCGCCGAGCUGCGCCGCCUGCUGCGCUUCGCCGGGCUGACGGUGCCGCCGGCCCUGGAGGACUUCGUGCUCAACAUGACCCGCGGCGCCGCCUACUCCUCCGACCGGCCCUUCCUCAUCUCCGCCCGCGACGCGCGGGAGGCCGUGCACGCCUGGCGGGAGCGCCUCAGCCGCCAGCAGGUGCGGCAGGUGGAGGCGGCGUGCGGAGAGGCCAUGAGCAUCCUCGCCUACCCCCUCAGCGCCGGCGACGCCCGGUAGCGCCCGAGCCCCGUGUCCCGGACGGGCCCAGGGCGGACGGACGGACGGGCGGAGCCGUCGGGCAGAGCUGAGCGCGGGGCUCACCGCUGGCAUGGUAGGCGCCGACCUGGCGGGCCGGGCGCUCCCUCGGGGGCAGCCCCGGCUGAGGGACACCUCGCCUCGCAGCGCUGCAGGGUCCAGGCCCCCCGUGCCGCCGUGGCCUGUUGUGGCUGUGUUCCUUCUGGGCCGGGUGGAGAGGGCAGGGGGGAUGUUUUAUUUACGAGGCGGGUUUGUGGUGAGGUGACGCCUCAUGAGGUGUCUUCUGAGUACGGCAUCGCUCUUGGAGCCUUUUAGCGUGAAAACGUGAUCGUGUACAAAGCACAGGUAUGCUACAAACAAACUGCAUGAAAAUUUUAAAAUCCCCCAGGUGAGCACUCUUAGCAGGGAACUAGAGGGCCUGGAAGGUGGUCCUGUGGGAGCAUUGCCCUUCUGGAGCUCUGAAUCACUGACCUCUAUCCCACUGCUACUGAAACACAAGAGGCUUCCGUGAAGUUGCUGCAGAGGUCGGCAGGGGCCUGGGCAGCCAGGAGGGUGCCUGCUGCAGGGGAGGACUCAGCUCUGCUGCUCCAAACCUGCUCUGCAGGGAUGGGCUCUGCCCUGUUCAUUGCUGGUGCUUAGGGAGGGGGCUGAGGGAAGGGGAACCACGUCCAACUGUGUCCAUCCUUCUGAGCAGCAGGGUAAGCAGUCGUGCAGGGAGAGUAAGCAUUCACCUGCUUAUGUGUUUUGAAGAUGUUCAUGGCAGAAAUCUUUGCUUUUCUGAAGGAAUGUGUAAUUGUUUUGAAAGUUGGAUUUUUUUUAAUAUAUAUACAUAUAUUGAUAUAGUUUGGUGACACUCAUGUGAGAUGCAGGUGACUAACAUGUUUCUUUGGAACACGUGUAGGGGUGAAUGGAACUAGAAGGCAAAUGCUGGACAUUUCUGGUUUGUUUUCUCUGUCAGAUGAGAGAAUCCCUUUUCUUCCCUUGCUUCCGGGCUGACACAUUGUGCCGUGCUCAGGGUCCUGAUCACAUCCCUUCCAAACAAUAACAUCCUCUCAGCUGGCAACUCCUGGACAAAAGCAAAUGUUUCCUAAGACAAAUUAAUCAUGAAGUUCCCAAAUAAAAUCUUACAUUAAAAACAAACAAACAAAUGAAACAAACAACAACAACAACAAAAAAAAACCCUGAAGUUUUAAUUUGGAUUUUAAAAUGACAUGUUCCUGCAGGUGUCCUGCAACUUGUGCGAAAAGAGGGUGUGUGUUUAUCUGCAAGUACCUUUGUUUCUUAAUUUCUUGAUGUGGGGAUAGAAGGUUCAGUUGUAAUUCAGGGGUGCAGUUUCAUAACUUCAUAGAGACUGCUUUUGAAUCUAUUACAGUCUGGUAGUCUUUAAAUGGCCCCACGAAAGUGUACAGGAUUAUAGGGAUGUUUACAUGCAGUCCUCAAAUACAAAUCCAGAAUAUGAGUUUCAAAUUGAGGAUAAUCCAGGAUCAGGAAGAAAGCAGUAUUUAUAUAAAGUGCUGAAAAUAAAGGCAGUUCAAAGAUGUUAUGUUAUCAUGGAGGAGGUGUUUGAUUUGCACUGAACUUUUUGUGCUCUGUUGUGCUGCACAGCAUGUCACUAAGUUAGGAUGAACCUUCAUUUAUUUUAGCUUUUUUCCCUUCAUCUUCCCAUCUGAGUGUAUGUUGGCACAAGAAGCAGGUUUCUUUCAUUAUCUGACAGGAAAAUGUAGUCAUAAAAAUGUUUCUGAACAAAUGGAUCCAUUUCCCUGUAGCAUAUUUCAUAUAGUUCUGCAACCUUGGGCUUCUGCUAGAAGUAAGAAUUACAGGGUCUUGUUUUGUGCUGGAAAACCUUGUGUAUUAUCUAAGGGAUGCUUCUGCAUUCUCUCACUGUGCCUAUGACACCAAAAUUUGUCUCUGGGUGUUCUAGUGGCAUUUAAUAAUGGUAUUUGUAUAGACAGACAAUACCUGUACAAUGCCUUGAUAACCUGUGUCAGGUUACCUAUUUUGGAAGGCUUUUCUGGGACUACACCCUGUACAGCUUGGCUUGUACUGACAGGUUUGGAAAGAAAUUAAGAUUUUUGUGCAUACCAAAAGAUGAUACGGUACUUAUUUUCUUAAAUCGGUUGGGAGAUUAAAAUCCAAUAUAUCCUGUUGAUUUGUUCUUAGCAAGUUGCAGCCACAGAAUUGUGUGAUGCAAAAAUUAAGCAUUCUCCUCACUUUGGCAGGGAAUCUCAUCAUCAUGCUCUUUCAGGUGGUAAAUAUCUUUCGUGAGUCUUUCAAAAUUCACACCUAAUUUCACUUAAAAUGGUUCAUCAUGAUGAGCAAAGAAGUGUUAACAUCUAGCUUAACUUGAUUCUUGUAGUUGGGAGGAAAUCCACUUAUUGGAAUUUAUAUGGUAUUUUCUGAAGCUGUUUCCAUUUUUGAGCUGCAGAGGUGGGGAAGAGCCUUGAGGGGAAGCCAUGUGAGGAGCAUCUGAGGGGAUUUGGUCUGUUCAGACUGGACAAGAGGACACUGAGGGGAGACCUCCCUGCAGUCCACAGCCUACUCAUGAGGGGUGCAGGAGGGGCAGGCACUGAUCUCUUCUCUCUGGGGGUCAGUGACAGGACCCAGGGAAUGGCCUGAAGAUGUGCCAGGGGAGGUUUAGGUUGGAUAUUAGGAAAAGAUUCUUCACCCAGAGGGUGCUUGAGCAUUGGAACAGCUCCCCAGGGGAAUGGUCAGAGCACCAGCCCGACAGAGCUCAAAAAUAUUUUGGACAAUGCUACAUGCACAUGAUGUGACUGUUGGGGCUGUCCUGUGCAGGGCCUGCAGCUGGACUUUGCUGAUCCUUGUGGGUCUCUUCCAACUCAGGAUAUUCCAUGAUAGAUGCAUUUUCUGUGUCAAUAAUUAUUUCUGUCAGCAAAAGUUGUUCACUAGCCUGGUUGUUCUCUGUGAGUGAUUAUUUCAAUUUUUUAAAUUUUUGUAUAAUGUGAGAAGGGCUCCAUUGGGCGAAGUGUACAAAAUAUAGCAAGUGCAAUUUUUAUUUUUGUAUUCAGUGCACCUGAAUUCAUUAGAAAACUCAACUACAAUAUCUAUAGGGAAUAUCCAAAGCUGAGAAAGAAACAAUUAGGCCAGAGUGAAAUCUUAGAACAGUAUAUGGAUGACAAUUGCUUAAUGACUGGUGGUGUGACAUGUGCACUUCAGUCACUUGAAAGUUUUCUAAAAUUCUCCUGCCCAAGGAGGACAACUAAGGCUCACCAACAAAUGCAUCCCAUUUUUCUCUUCAGAGUGUUUUGAUGGCAUUGGACAGCAUCAUUCAGGGUGCUUACAGCAUGUACUUGGUCUUGAAAUUCAGGCCUUGGAAAAAAAACCAAAUAUACUGUCAAAUGUCAGUAUUGGUAUUUACCUAAAAAAAUAGAAACAGGCUGAUUAGGAUGACCAGCAUGGUGUUUCGGUAGCAGAGAUCUUUGGAACCAACCAGAACUUGCUGAAAACAGGACCCGCAUAGUUACAUUGCAUUUUGAGAGCAGCUAGACAUUUUUGGCUUGGGCAGUUUGAGGUGAAUGUAGGAUGAUGUAGAAAAUUGAACCGCAACUGCUCGUUUAGAGAAGAGCAUGGCAUGAUAAGCAAGAGAACAGAAAACACAUUUUUAUAGCCAACCUGAACUUGGAAGGCUUAGAAUCGAGGUGCAGGGCUCAGCCAUAAAGUUUUAGUAUUUCAGACUGAGAUUGGUAAAAAUUACCUACUUGUGCUGCAUUACAUACAAUGAAUUAACAACUUUAAUUAAUUAAAAAGUCAUAGUAGGAAAUGGGUACAAAACUCACAAAUGCUCACAAGACAUUUCUGUCUGGUUUUACUUAACUUCUGAUUGUCACAUGUCUGAGUGAAGGGAGGUAGAAACUUGUACUGUAGUUAUUCAUAAAAGGCUGGGAUAUUUCCAUGCCAUAUUUUUUAACUGCUCUUUUACAACACCAUAUCUGUAUUUAAAUUGUUUCUUUCAGGGAGGAAAACUAAUGACAUACUUGUGGGAAAUGAUGAAAGCCCAGGGCCAAGAAAUACUUGAACCCCACCUUAUUUCUACUCCUUAGGAUAUUACUGAUGGAGUCCUUGUAGAUAUCCACAGUAUGUACUUACAUACUACAGGUACAAUAGAAAUAGUUUGGUACCAGUUGCAGUAUCUAACAGAAGUAUUAGAAUAGUUGUGGAGUUACUUAUUUAACAACUUCAGUAUUGCAUGAGUCAUUUUAGCCCCCUCCUCCCCUAUCAGUCUGGUCAUCAAGAAAAGUCCUGAGUUUCUGCAUGAAGUUCUCAGUGUCACCAAUUCCAGUAAAGCUCAACAAUGAAAAUGCUGCAGAGUUUCUGGGUUUGUUAUGGUAAUGCAAUUAAACCACUGAAACCCUGAGAACCAAUAAGCCAAACAGUGUGUUCUGUUCCUUUCUUGAGCACAGAGAGCUGUCACUGAGACUCUCUGAUGGUGCAUGUCAUUUCUCAGAGUCACCAUGCAAUCCAUGAAGCACUGGGAACACCUGAGAUGUUGUUUUGUCUUUCUUACUUAACUUGACAUGACACCUACCACCAUGGAGAAUGACGUGGGAGAAAUACCAUUUGUCAAACUAGCAGUUUUCAACACCCCACUGGCAGUGUGUGUGUGUGUGAAUGAGGGCCCAGGCCCAGACUGUCCUUCUCCUGGCUGUUUUUCAGAGAUGAAUCCUGGAUGCAAACACAUUGAGGUGGUGUGUUUCAAUGAUUGAGGGGUUUGUUGUUUGUUGGUGAGAUGUAUAUCUGGUAGUCUCAGCUCUGAAGAACAGCCCAGAAGCUGAUUCACGUUUUAGGACUUGCAGUCUGGAUAUUGAGUACUGUGAAAUUCUUGCUUCCACCUCUGAGAUGUUAAGCUCUGCUGCUAACCUGGGGCACCUGCAGUGCCAUUUCUUGUUGCUGUUACAUGGGAAUCCAGUCCUUCCCUGGAGCUUCCAAAUUUGUUGCCCUGUUUCCAAAGGUCCAACCUUGCCAAACUUCAAUUGUAUAUAGACUGAAGCUUUUUGUCAUGGGCGUAAGGUUUAAGUCUCUUGGAAUUUCAGUCAAAACAGUUGCAUAUUCUUUUUAACUUAGGAUGUGGUGGUCUUUUGCCUGUGUUCAAUUAUUCUCAAAGAUAUUUCUUUGCAAUCAUUUGUCACUUCAGUGUUUUGGGACAGGAGCUCCAGUUUGAGUAGGGGAAAUUACCUCUUUGUAGAGGAUGUCCCCUGUGUUUUUUAUUUUUACCUCUGCUUUCUAUUCUGAUUUGGCCAGAUAUAUUAAUGUUUGUAUAAAAUGGAUAGCACGUGCUCAGUAAAAGUGGUUUUGGUAUGUGUGUGUAUCUUUAUUUUAUACCAAAUAAAAUCUGCAUUGGUCUUAUCUCCA